Echinops telfairi (small Madagascar hedgehog) is the source of this 1078-nucleotide messenger RNA. RefSeq names its product solute carrier family 25 member 4 (gene SLC25A4). The record is from RefSeq and is a predicted model, not a curated record. Bases 59 to 793 code for a protein of 244 amino acids. Lineage: Eukaryota; Metazoa; Chordata; Mammalia; Afrosoricida; Tenrecidae. Gene Ontology annotation, molecular function: ATP:ADP antiporter activity. Gene Ontology annotation, cellular component: mitochondrial inner membrane. Gene Ontology annotation, biological process: mitochondrial ATP transmembrane transport; mitochondrial ADP transmembrane transport. The transcript is spliced from 5 exons.
CGGAUCUGUCCAGCAUGCCAGCAAACAGAUCAGUGCUGACAAGCAGUACAAAGGGAUCAUGGAUUGUGUGGUGAGAAUCCCCAAGGAGCAGGGCUUUCUCUCCUUCUGGAGGGGCAACCUGGCCAACGUGAUCCGUUACUUCCCCACCCAAGCUCUCAACUUCGCCUUCAAGGACAAGUACAAGCAGAUCUUCCUGGGGGGCGUGGACCGCCAUAAGCAGUUCUGGCGCUACUUUGCUGGUAACCUGGCUUCCGGUGGGGCAGCUGGGGCCACUUCCCUCUGCUUUGUCUACCCGCUGGACUUUGCUAGGACCAGGCUGGCUGCUGACGUGGGCAAAGGUUUGGCCCAGCGUGAGUUCAGUGGUCUGGGCGACUGUCUUACCAAGAUCUUCAAGUCUGAUGGCCUGAAGGGUCUCUACCAGGGUUUCAGCGUCUCUGUCCAGGGCAUCAUCAUCUACAGGGCUGCCUACUUCGGAGUCUAUGAUACUGCCAAGGGGAUGCUGCCUGACCCCAAGAACGUGCACAUCUUCGUGAGCUGGAUGAUUGCACAGAGCGUCACAGCGGUCGCGGGUCUGGUGUCCUAUCCCUUUGACACCGUCCGUCGUAGGAUGAUGAUGCAGUCUGGCCGGAAAGGAGCCGAUAUUAUGUACUCCGGGACAGUCGACUGCUGGAGGAAGAUUGCAAAAGAUGAAGGAGCCAAAGCUUUCUUCAAGGGUGCCUGGUCCAACGUGUUGAGAGGCAUGGGGGGUGCCUUUGUAUUGGUAUUGUAUGAUGAGAUCAAAAAAUAUGUGUAAUCUAAUGAAAGCCCGCAUUCACGGGUUCCAGAUCCAUGUGUGUUCUAAAGACUUUUCCCACCCAGAAGUGAAAAGACAGAUCUGGGAUAAAACCAGACUGGAAAAUGAACACCUCAGAAAGAAAGAAAAAAAAAAGCUUCAUUGAGUGUUCAUUAAACCACAAUGCAUUUUGUAUUUAUUUUACAUUUAAAGUUCCACAGAAAAUAGAAAAUAACUUAUCAUACUUGUAAAAUUAACUGAAGAAAAAAACUGAAUAUCAAACAUCAAUAAAGACCACUUAAUGCA